This is a messenger RNA of Choloepus didactylus (southern two-toed sloth), 3929 nucleotides long. It is a transcript of the gene SSTR3, whose product is annotated as somatostatin receptor 3. The coding region runs from base 402 to 1655 and encodes 417 amino acids. Lineage: Eukaryota; Metazoa; Chordata; Mammalia; Pilosa; Megalonychidae. Gene Ontology annotation, molecular function: neuropeptide binding; somatostatin receptor activity. Gene Ontology annotation, biological process: neuropeptide signaling pathway. Gene Ontology annotation, cellular component: membrane; neuron projection. The transcript has 3 exons. The record is from RefSeq and is a predicted model, not a curated record.
CAAGCACCUACUGUGUGCCAGGCCUGGGGACCCCGUGCAUUGCCCUCCCCAGGCGGGGGCAGCCCUCUCAUAGUGCAGGUGAGAGCCCGUCUUUGAACAGAGGUUGUGCAGCUUCUCCACUUGCUGGCUGUGCCAUCUGAGUAAACAGCUUCCCUCUCUGGGCCUGGGAUCUCAGAAGCUGAUGGGUGCAAAGAAACCGGCCCAUGGGGAGGGCGUCACAGGAGAUGGCUGUCAUUCGUGAUGAACUGAACCUCGGGCGCUCGUUCACGCUUGUGUGGAAAGAGGAGCUUAGAGAUGAUCUAGUCCAACCUCCCCACCCUUCAGAUGAGGAAACUGAGGACGACUCUUCCAUGGUCACUCUGCUGGCCGAUAGCUGACGGCUGGCCGCCCUCCGCUCAGCCAUGGACAUUCCCGGCGACCCUGCACUGGCUCCCACGACCUCGGGACCCGGGAACACCUCCUCGGCCUGGCCCCCAGCUGCCGCCCUGGGGAACGCGACGGCCGGCCCAAGCCCAGCCGGGCUGGUGGUCAGCGGCGUGCUGAUCCCGCUGGUCUACCUGGUGGUGUGCGUGGUGGGCCUGCUGGGCAACUCGCUGGUCAUCUAUGUGGUCCUGCGGCAUGCGGGCAGCCCGUCGGUCACCAACGUCUACAUCCUCAACCUGGCGCUGGCCGACGAGCUCUUCAUGCUGGGGCUGCCCUUCCUGGCUGCCCAGAACGCCCUGUCCUACUGGCCCUUCGGCUCCCUCAUGUGCCGCCUGGUCAUGGCUGUGGACGGCAUCAACCAGUUCACCAGCAUCUUCUGCCUCACCGUCAUGAGUGUGGACCGCUACCUGGCGGUGGUGCACCCCACCCGCUCGGCCCGCUGGCGCACGGCGCCCGUCGCCCGCACGGUCAGCGCGGCCGUCUGGGUGGCCUCGGCCGUGGUGGUGCUUCCCGUGGUGGUUUUCUCAGGGGUGCCCCGUGGCAUGAGUACCUGCCACAUGCAGUGGCCCGAGCCGGCGGCGGCCUGGCGGGCCGGCUUCAUCAUCUACACGGCUGCCUUGGGUUUCUUUGGGCCCCUGCUCGUCAUCUGCCUGUGCUACCUGCUCAUCCUGGUCAAGGUGCGCUCAGCCGGGCGGCGGGUGCGGGCACCCUCGUGCCAGCGGCGGCGGCGUUCUGAGCGCAGGGUCACGCGCAUGGUGGUGGCCGUGGUGGCGCUCUUUGUCCUCUGCUGGAUGCCCUUCUAUGUGCUCAACAUUGUCAAUGUGGUGUGCCCGCUGCCUGAGGAGCCUGCCUUCUUUGGCCUCUACUUCCUGGUGGUGGCACUGCCCUAUGCCAACAGCUGCGCCAACCCCAUCCUCUAUGGCUUCCUCUCCUACCGCUUCAAGCAGGGCUUCCGCAGGGUCCUGCUGAGGCCUUCCCGCCGCGUGUGCAGCCAGGAGCCCACGGUGGGGCCUGCAGAGAAGACGGAGGAGGAGGAGGACGAGGAGGAGGAUGGGGAGGAGGCUGGGGAGGAGGGCAAGAAGAUGAAUGGCCGGGUCAGUCAGAUCACACAUCCUGGCACCAGUGGGCAGGAGCAGCCGCUCAGCAGUGCGGCGGGGAAGGAGCAGCAGUUCCUGCCCCAGGAGCCCUCGGCAGGGGAGAAAUCCAGCACGCUGCACAUCAGCUAUCUGUAGGGGCCUGGGGAGGGCGAGCAUGGCCCCAGGAAGGCACAGCAGCAGUGGGGGUGCCCAGGGCAGGCCACCCGAGGGGCCAGAGGCCUGGGCUCUGAUCCCACUGUUGCCGGGACUCACCGUGUGACCUUGGAUGGGUUGCUUUUCCUCUCUGGGCCUUGUUUCCUCCAAUGUGACUCAGGGAUGGGGUAACUGGCCUAGAUGAGCUCUGAUGAGAGGAGGUCUUCACGGGGGAGUGGGGUGGUGUCAUUGCUGGGCUGACCUUCCUGAGUGGGGCCCAGGUGAAGGGGACGGGCACAGACUGGCCUCCCCUGCUCUCAGAGACUUCGAGCAGCCUGGGGGAUUGACCUGAAUCUUGGCCCUCAGAGGGAUAAACCAAGGCUUGGAUUUCCUGGGCUCAGAGUCAGGAGCUGGGGGCUGGACAAGGGCCAAAAUGGAAAGAAGUCUUAUCUAUUGAGGAGGAGGGGAUGGAACCGCUCUGCCCAACUCUCUAUGUGGCCUCGUGCCAGCUCUGCCCCUUUCUGGGCCUGCCGGACCACCCCAUAACCUCCCAGUCCCCGGCCCGGACCAUUGGUGCUGUGGAGCCAGUGCUCCUGGACGUGGCGCCCAGAGGUGGAUUGUCCAGGAAACUAAUUAGCUGAGCCUCAGGACCUCUGAAAAUGGGUAAUUACGUCUAAUUUUUUUCUCAUAAUUUUGUAUUCCUUUUCUUAAAGAGGGACCCUGUAUUGAGUAAGAUCAGGCCACACGAAGCCUAGCUCAGGCCCUGAUGAAACCAGCUGCUCAAUCCCCUAAAGAAGCUCGUUUGGGGAAAGGAGCAGGGGUCCCCAAGUCUUUGAGGGUUCUAGGAGUCUCCUCAUAGGAGGUCCCCCACCCUCUGUGACCACCCCCGCCCCCGCCCCCACUGGAGACCAAGGCAGGAACCCGGUCCACGCAGGCUGCAGGGUGGAUGCUACACCCUGGAGAGGCCGAAGUGUCUAAACAGCACUGGGAGGAAGAGGAGGAAGAAAAGGAGGAGGAAGGAGGGUGAGGAGGAGGGAGGAAGAGGGAGAGAAAGAAGAAGAGGAGGGAGGAGGAAGAAGAGAAAGAGCAAGAAAAGCAGGAGGAGGAAGAAGAGGUAGGAGAAGGAGGGAGAAGGAAGAGAAAAGGAGACGAGGUGGCAGCAUCUGCUCUGUGACCUUGGCGCUGCCCUUGGCCUCUCAGGGCUGAGCUCAGCGGCAGCGUCUGUGAAACAGGGGUGCCGAGGCCUGGCCAGGCUAGUCUGGAGGGAAGGAUGUGCUCUAGGGUGGAAAAGCAAAUGCUCUGAAACGUGCAAGGCCGGGCCCCAGGCGGGGCUGGUCAGGGCUGGUGAGGAGGGCACAGCCCCGACGGAGGCCCGGGCGGCGGAGCUGAGAAGCCAGGCCUGGCUCCCGGAGAGGUCCAGAGGGUGGGAGGAGUGGUGAGCCUCUGUCCUCUGUAUUGCUGGGGGGCUACGGGCCGGGGAGGCCCAGGAAGCCAAGGCAAGAGGAGGUCUGAGUGGGACCAGGGGAGAGGCUGCUGGCCCAGCCUGGCCUCGCUCCCCAGAGAUAAACCCUGGAAGCUGCUGUGAGGCCAGCCCUGGGGAAGGGGGAGCUUCUGGCUAAAUUCCUCUGCACCCCACUCCCCAGCCCCCUUCAAAGAGGGCAGAGGGUCCUCAGAGAAAGCAAGGGGACGAGAAGCUGGGAGACCUGGCUCUUCCAUCUACCUCAUGGUCCUUGGCUAGCCUUGACCCCUCUGGGCCUCAGUUUCCCGUGAGAAAAUGGAGGUGGGUUUUCCCAGCUUGCCUGCCUUGCCUCCUGGAAUUUGGGGGUGCAAAUGGACUGAGUCAUGCUGGGUGAGCAGCCAAGCUCUCUGUAGAGGGUGGGAGGGGUGUAUCAAAUUAUAAAGUGGAGGUGCAACAUCCCCACCCUCCUCCUUCAUCAAGCGGGCUUCUGUACCUUGGGUGCCCAGGCAUGAGGACACUGCAGGCGGGGAGAAACGAGAAGUUGGGGGUCAGAGGUCAAGGAACAGGGAGGCAGGGCUAAAAGGAAGUUCAUAACACCAACCCUUGUAUGAAGGUUGCAGGAGAAACCCAUCCAUGGGACUUGAUCUUGGAUUACUCAGGGAGGAGCUGCGGGGGCCAGGGAGAGGGGACGACCCAGCCCCCAGCCUGUGGCCCAGCCCCCUGCCUUCCCUGCCCCUGUGGCAGGUGAACAAUGUUCUGCAAGGGGAGCCGGGGAACAGAAAUCCUUGCCGCUUCUGUCAAUAAAGAUGGUGACACAU